UGUUAUCGUGUCGUGUGUGGUCAACCUUGCACACUCUUGACUUAAAUCUUGUCUCUGGAUGCAGACGCUUACCUUCAGAAAAAUGUUAAGAAGUAUCAGUAUUUUCCUCCUGGGCUUACAGUUGCUUAGCGUUCAAGCGAAAUAUCAGGCGACGUGGGAGUCGCUUGAUUCGCGGCCACUUCCGUCCUGGUACGACGAUGCUAAGUUCGGAAUGUUCAUGCACUGGGGGGUGUACGCUGUUCCGAGUUUUGGCUCCGAAUGGUUUUGGUGGCAUUGGAAAGGAGAAAAUGAUCCAAAAUAUGUUCAAUUUAUGAAAAAGAAUUAUCGCCCAGGUUUCUCCUAUGCUGAUUUUGCGCCGAUGUUCAGGGCUGAGUUUUUCGACCCUGAUUCGUGGGCGGACCUGUUAGCUCGAUCAGGUGCCAGGUACAUUGUUUUGACAAGUAAACACCAUGAGGGCUGGACAAACUGGAGUUCAAAUGUUUCUUGGAACUGGAACUCUGUAGAUAACGGUCCUCAUAGGGAUCUUGUUGGUGAUCUAGCAUCAGCCAUUAGGAAGCGCACUAACAUCACAUUUGGUUUGUACUAUUCCCUUUACGAGUGGUUUAAUCCUCUUUAUCUGGAAGAUAAACAAAGUAAAUUUGCCACACAGACAUAUGUUAAUGAAGUUAUGCUGCCCCAGAUGUACGAUAUUGUAGAGACUUACAAGCCUGAGUAUAUUUGGUCAGAUGGUGACUGGGAAGCUAGUGAUUCUUACUGGAAGAGCAAAGAAUUUCUAGCAUGGCUGUAUAAUGACAGUCCUGUUAAAGAUACUGUGGUGGUGAAUGACCGCUGGGGUGUGGGUGACAUGUGCCACCAUGGUGGUGUGUUUACUUGUGCUGACAGAUAUAAUCCAGGUGUUUUGCAGAAACACAAGUGGGAGGAUGCUAUGACAGUUGAUAAAGAGUCCUGGGGAUAUCGUAGAAACACAACUAUCUCAGACUUCCUUACUAUGGAUGAAUUGACCACUAUCCUUGCUUCAACUGUGAGUUGUGGUGGUAACAUGCUGAUGAAUGUUGGCCCAACAGCAGAUGGUCGGAUUGACCCAAUAUUUCAGGAACGUCUUGAACAAAUGGGAGACUGGCUGAAGGUUAAUGGGGAAGGUAUUUAUGGAACCAAGCCAUGGCGAGUUCAAAAUGAUACCUUAACCCCUAAUAUAUGGUACACCAGCAAACCUGGGGUGACAUAUGCCAUUACACUGGAAUGGCCCAAAGAGGAGACACUAAAUCUUGGGUGGCCUGUUCCUGCUGAGAAUGCAAGUGUUAAUCUACUUGGUCUGCCAGGAGUCAAGUUUCCUUGGAAGCCACUUUCAGAAGAAAAAGGAAUGAAAAUAGCUAUUCCACCCCUGGUUGCUUCUGAGCUGCCCUGUCAGUGGGCAUGGGUGUUUAAAAUGACUAAUGUCAAAUAAUAUAACUUCAAGGAAAUCCAACUAUAGACCUUAAUUACAAUCAGAGGCAUUAAAUUGGGAAUCAUAAGCAAACUGUAGAAAUUAUUUGUUCUGUAUGUAGAGCUGUCAAUAAGAGCUGUCAUCUGACCAAAACUUCCAGAUAGUCUGCCAUCUAUGUGGGGCUACUUGCACCUGAUUUCACUAAAACUGCAGAUGGAAAUUUAUUCAAUUGUUGAAGGUGAGCCACUUCCCAGUUUUGAGUGGAGUUGGUUACAUACGUUUGGAUGUGUGAAUUGAUUCCAUAUUUUUAUUCUGCUUGAAGUUUUGUGCAAACUUCAGGAUGCUUGGGACAUUUUAAUUGAAUAAGAUACCUAUUAUGAGAUAAUAUAGUUGACAGCACCACUGGGCAAUGUGAAGGGCAUCCUGUGUUCUAAUUGGCAACCUGCUUUGAAAAGAAAACAAACUUGAGUGGGUGGACUUACAAAUGUUGUACCUUUUUGGACUAUUUCGGCAGUUGAGUUGGAAGUGGCAGAAGCCAGUCAAAACAGAGAAAACACAAAUGAUUCCCGUGAGUUUGUGCUACUGAAAUCCGUAAAAUACAAAACAUUGAAAAACAAAGUGAUAUGAAAGCUUGGGGGAUGUUUUGUUUCUUGGAAAACAAGAAAAGAGAAGUUGGUGUCGUUCCUGAGCAAGAACAAAAUAUACUUAUGAGGACCAGGUAUAUUUUUUUAUUAUUAUUUUUAUUAAUGUGGAGGAAACCUAUCCAAUCACUUUAUUUUUCAAUUUGUCAAUUGAGAUUAAAACGAGGACGCACCAUCACAGGUAACUUUCCCUCCUGGUGCUUGAAAGUAAACAAGUUGUUUUUUACUCUAAUUAAAGGGAAAUCGUUUCCCUACAUGAUAAAUCCUUUAUAUUCUAAAUCCUAUUGGGUGAAAUUUUUUUUAAGGCAAGGUGAGAAAAAGAUUAAGGGGGCCACAGUUUCCCUUAAUCUCUUUCUCACAACUUUGCCUUUACCUGUUUGUAAAUCCAGCCACACUUCAUGGCCCACGUAAUAGCCACUAACUAUGGCUUAUGACUACAGGCUGUUCUUACUGUUAACUUGUGAAACUCCCUUAAGUAGUCUAGAGAAAACAUGGAGAAUAAAACCAGUUUUACACAA
This is a messenger RNA of Stylophora pistillata, 2582 nucleotides long. Its product is annotated as alpha-L-fucosidase. Lineage: Eukaryota; Metazoa; Cnidaria; Anthozoa; Scleractinia; Pocilloporidae. The record is from RefSeq and is a predicted model, not a curated record. Gene Ontology annotation, molecular function: alpha-L-fucosidase activity. Gene Ontology annotation, cellular component: lysosome. Gene Ontology annotation, biological process: fucose metabolic process; glycoside catabolic process.